AACCCGACCUGGAGGUGACUCUGCCGCCCGUGGAAGCCCCGCGACAUGUCUGGGAUGGUGGACGUGGGUGACCUGGUGCAGCUCCGGCAGCUCAACCUGGCGCUCCUGAGGCAGCUGUGGGCCGGGCAGGAUGCCGUGCGGCGCUCGGUGGCCAGGGCGGCCUCAGAGUCAGCCCUGGGUGCCAGCAGCUGGGACUCCCAGACCCCAUCAUCCCAGGAGAUGUCUCCAGUGGCCUUUAGAGCCUCCCGCCUGCAGGACGCCCAGCAGGACGCCCCCUGUGGUACAUCCUGGCCCGGCGGGGCCAGCUCUGGGGUCACCUCUCUCCCGUCUGCCAGGGACCGGCGCCCAGCGUCCCUGGGCUCGCCGAGGCCCUGCUCGGCACCCUUGCUGCCCAUCUCAGAGCCAGACGACUCAGAGCUUUCAGCAGGGCUGCCCGGCUCAGUGCCCCAGGAGGCCCGGGCCCAGAGCUCCGUCCUGGACCGGCACAGCCAGCCCCCCAAGUCGAGAGUGACCUUCCGUGAGGAGUGUGCAGUGCCUGACGGGAUCUGGCGCCUCAGGCCCUACUUGGGCUACGACUGGAUCGCAGGGUCGCUGGACAACAGCUCCCCCGUCACCAGCAAGCCCGAUGCCUUCUUCUCGGAGCUGAAGGAUUUCCGGGAGGCCAACAAGGAGGAGUGUAUUCACAGCGACCCGGAGCCCCGGCCCCCAGGCGUGCGGGAGAGCCGUGGCGUGGAGGAAGAGCAUGCAUGCGUGUACUGUUACCACGUCAACCGACGCCUGUUUCUGGUGCCUUCCGACCCCGGUGUCCCCUGCCGCCUGUGCAAGACCCCCCGGGACCAGAGGGGCCCUGAGACCCUGCUGGAGCCCGCGCAUGUCAGGGUGAGCAUCCCGCUGUCCGUCCUCCACCCUCCACACCAGUACCGCAUCCACCGGCGAAAGAGCUUCGACGCCUCCGACACGCUGGCCCUGCCCCGGCACUGCUUGCUGGGCUGGGACAUUUUCCCUCCCAAAUCCGAGAAGAGCUCAGCCCCCAGGAGCCUGGACCUCUGGUCCUGUGUGUCCUCCGAGGCCCAGCACCGGAAGCUGCCCGCUGCCAGCCCUUCCUACCUGUGUGGUCAGGACCCCAGGCCUGCGCCCCCUGUGAAGCCCUGAGGACUGGCCAUUUAGAGGAGGAUGGAGCCGCGGCCACCAGCUGUAACCCGUCUUCUCUGUUAGGGCAUCCGAGGAGG
Messenger RNA from Canis lupus familiaris (dog), 1229 nucleotides. It is a transcript of the gene MIIP, whose product is annotated as migration and invasion inhibitory protein. The record is from RefSeq and is marked provisional. NCBI's taxonomy places the organism in Eukaryota, Metazoa, Chordata, Mammalia, Carnivora, Canidae. Gene Ontology annotation, biological process: negative regulation of G2/M transition of mitotic cell cycle; negative regulation of cell migration.